AUGGCUACGCUGAGCAGGAAAAGGGUCUACCUCCUGCACCUCUUCUUCGUUUUCUGGAUUGGGGACUUCGUUAGCCCCUGCCAAUCCAUUGAGAUUGGUAGCGGAGCUGCCUUUACGCUCCAAGUGGCCUCUCAGAUGGCAUCUGAAGCGGCAACUGCAGCGCUGGACAGCUAUUGGGCCUCGGAGGGCGACUAUGAUGAGCCCUACAACGACGUCGACCCCGACGGCACCUACUGGCAUGAUGACCAGACCUACGCGGACGAGAUCUACUGGCAAGAUGAUCACUGGGACUCCAUCGGCGACGAAAACGGCGAGACGGACGACUGGGACCACCACGAGGCCUACUACGGUGAAUACCUGCUGUCGCUCGUCGAGAGCUACGACGACUACAGGUCAGGCCUUCCUGAACCAGCGUUCGAGUACGUGCUGACCAACGAGCCGGACCUCGAGUACGGCGUCUCCCUGAAGGAGUUCCUUACGGCUGAAAACCUGGACGUGAACAUGGUGGCUAACGACACGGAUGUCUCGCCCCCUCCUCAAGACUUACCAUCACAUCGUCUGAAGCCCAACCAGCUGUGGACUCUUCAGGUUCACCUGAAGCAGCACAUCGACAAGACUGAGAUCAAAGUCGAUCAAGCCUUGGCUGCCAUGGAACGACCCCGACCACGUCUGGUGUGGGAAGUCUUUGCCGGCAAGGCCGCCAUCUCUCACCAUGUACAAGCUGCCGGCGGUCAGACAGAAGUCUUCGGGCUCCACACCGGGUGGGACUUCCGCAUCAAAUCGCACCAGGACGCCUUCAUGGAUUACCUCCAUCAGGAGAUGCCGGACGAGGUGUUUCUGGCACCCAUUUGCGGACCAUGGUCGCCCAUGCAGAAUAUCAACUCCCGAACUCCUGAGCAGCGUGAAAAACUACGUGCUCUACGUCAAUGGCACCACGACACCUUUUUGCUCUUUGUCAAGAAGGUCUACCUGGCACAAGUUCGAGAUGGAAGACAUGCACACGUGGAGCAGCCUCUCAGCGCCAAGUCCUGGAAGACUCGAGCCCUACGGUCUCUUCCUGGUCUGUGGUGCACCUUCGAUCAAUGUGCUUACAACAGCAUCUGUCCGGAUGCUGAUGGCGAAUGGCUCCUGGUCAAGAAGCCUACGGCCUUGCUCACCACCAAGAUGGCUAUGGCAACCGCAAUGUGUCACCGGUGUUCAGGAGACCACAUGCACUGCAGGCUGGAGGGCUAUCUCAAAGACUACGGCAUCUCCCGCACCGCCUUCAUGGAAGACUACCAGCCCGAGAUGGCCGGUCAUAUGUCAGCAGCCCUCAUGGUCCCGGAACCGGCACAGCCCCAGUCAUGGAUCUUUGCCGCUGAUGAUGUGGCAGAGCCUGGAGGUGUUCUACAACGUCUCUUCACCAACCACAAGGAGGAGGCAGUGCGCACAGUUCAACGCCUUCAUCGAAAUCUUGGGCAUCCUGCACCUGACACCCUGGUUGCUGUCCUUCGACAGCGUGGAGCCUCUGGUACUGUCCUGGAUGUGGCACAUGAGUACCGAUGUCCAGCAUGUGCGCACUAUGUACGACCACCACGACCAUCCCCUGCACAGCUCUCACAGUCAACCAACUUCAACGACGUGGUACAAGCCGAUGUCAUGUGGCUGAAGCCCGAUCCCAACAAGGAUGACAAGUACCCGAUCAUCAGCAUGGUCUGCACUGCGACACGCUACAUGGUCGCGCGCCUGAUUCGGCACGAGCAGACCACAGACUUCAUCUCCUCCCUGGAGAAGAGCUGGAUCCGACACUUCGGUCCGAUGCAGGUCCUCAUGAUCGACGAACAUCGUGCAUGGUCUAGUGACGCCAUGUCGAGCUGGGCCCGAGACAAUGGUAUCAGCCUGGUCAUCUCCCCCGGAGAGGCCCAUACGCGGCUUGGAGUGGUCGAGCGGCGACAUCAACUGCUUCGCCGUGCUGUUGAGAUCUAUCUUGCGGAUCAUCAGGAUCACUCUCGUGAUGCGGUUCGUAAAGCCUUGGACUAUAUGGUCCCGCAGAUCAAUGCUCUUCCGAAUGUGCACGGGUACUCGCCAGCCCAGUGGGUUCUCGGCAAGCAACCCAAACUGCCUGGCGAGCUCACUGAGGACGGCCUUAAUCCCGGACACCUUCAACCUGGUGACUUCGAGGAUGUUCUCGCCCAGCGGGCUGCCGCGAAGUAUGCCCUGAUCCGUGCCGACACCGACACCAAGCUGCGUCGAGCCCUUCUGCGUCGCUAUUCUGGCCACAACAAGACCCUGGAAGUCGGACAGAGCUGCUACUACUGGCGUGAUGCUCGGGCCUCCGAUCUUGUCAAGAUCAGAUGGCGCGGGCCUGCGGUUGUGGCUAUGCGAGAAGACGAUCAGCAAGGCAAACCUACCGUCUACUGGUUGGUUCAUGGCACCAACUUGCUUCGUGCUGCCCCUCAUCAUGUCAAGCCCGUGCUUGGUGACCUGGAUCAGCUCUCCGGCAUGAACCAUGCUCUUGAUGCACUACGCAAUCUCCGUGGCCGGGGAGUGACCCGAUUCUGGGAUUUGCAGCAACUCAACCAAGGACGUCGAAUCGAAGAAGUCGGCUCCGACGAGGAGGCUAUGGAUGAUCUCAAUGACCAGUCUCUCGACAUGUCUGGAGAGGAAGUGUCAGAGCUCUUGGACGAAGACCUUAGGACCUCCGUGGUCAGCGAAUCACACUAUGGCGUCUACCUGAUGGUUCCCAAGAACUGGGACGGCUUCACCAUUUUCACCUUUGACAAGGCCAAGGUCCGGGACAUCAAGAAGAAGGUCGAACCACUUCGUGUACACCUUGCAACCGAUGGUCGUCGAGUUGCCAAAGCCUAUGUCGCUGCAGCUGAUCGACAAGUCCGCCGGGGCGCCAAGGACAAGAACAACCUGUCGGAGCGCUACAUGACCCUUGAGGAUCGCAUGCAGUUCCUGGAAGCCAAACGGAAGGAGCUUUCGUCCUUCUUCGAAAACAAUGUGUGGCAGUUCGACAAUGUGAAGUCGGCCGAUCCUGCACGCACUCUUACCGCCCGGAUCCUCCUCAAGUGGAGCAAGAAUGCCGACGGCAGCAGACGAGCCAAGGCCCGCCUGAUCGUUCGUGGCUAUGCCGACCCCGAUGCCCUGCAAGGUCUGCCACAGGACCGGAAACUCUGGCUGAAGCUGCCUGCCGACGCCCUGGCAUUGCUGGGCGCUGAUAUGGACACCAGGAUGCUCCUGAUGAAGCCGUGCUAUGGUCAGAUUGAUGCGCCGAGGAGAUGGUUCCUGGAAGCCACCCGACGUCUCCGUCAUGCAGGGUGGCGACAACAUGUACUAGAUCCUUGCCUCUUUAUGCUCUACCCCAACCUGUCGGAUCAGACCUACAACAAGGAUACCGAGAACGGCAACGUCGAAAACAACACUGGCAUCCUUGAGCCGUGUGGCAUUGUCUGCCUUCAUGUAGAUGAUCUACUUGGCUCCGGAGACCCACAAUCGGAGACCUACCAGGCCGCCGAGGUCAAGCUCAAGGAGAUCUUCAACUUCCGGGAGUUCAACAGUGACAAGUCCACACUCCAGUACUGUGGUGCUGAGCUCAAGCAGGUCAACGACGUCUGGCACCUCGGGCACCACGACUACCUCCAUCGUAUCAAGCCGAUCACCCAGAACAAGGCCAGCAACUCCAUUCAGAAGUUGGACCCGUCCGGAGUCUCUCAACUCCGUGGAUUGGUUGGUGCGCUACAGUGGCCGGCUGUUCAGUCCAGCCCGCAUAUACAAUGCUCGGCCUCGAUUCUCUCCGGCGAGGUCGGAACUGGCACCAACAUGACGAUCAACGAGGCAAACCGCGCGUUGAAGUUUGCCAAGGACAACUCUGAUGUCACGUUGCAGUACCGGCACAUUGGCAAUCUGGCAGACCUGCGCCUGGUCACUAUGACAGACGCGGGAUUCGCUUCCCGAUCCGAUGGUAGCUCCCAAGGUGGCUACAUCACCCUGCUGGUCAACGCCGCCUGCUUUGACGGCAACGAGCUCCCCUACAUGGUUUUGGACUGGCGCUCGUACAAGCUACCUCGUGUGUGUCGCAGCAGUCUGGCUGCGGAAGCUCAGGCGGCUGGUCAAGCCGUGGACAGCAUGGAAAUGGUUGUUCGCGCCUGGGAGCACAUUUUCAACCCCAACGUGAAGCUCCGUGACCUCUUGGAAGUUCGCAGCAUGCUCAAACCAACUCUGAUCACCGACGCCAAGGCCCUAUAUGACAGCUACCAGCGCGAGCAGUUGGGCGGCAACACAGAUCGCCGCACAGGUUUGGAGAUCAUGGUCAUGAAGGAAAGGCUGCAAUCGUUCGGCGGACACCUCAGGUGGAUGAGCAGUGAGUUGCAGUAUGCCGACGGCCAGACCAAACUGUCCACCCGGCAACUUCUUGCAGACCGUUUGAGAUCACACCAGCUGAAGCUUUCGUGGGACCCCAGCUUCACCGCUGCCAAGCGCAAGAGCAAGGCCGAACGUCAACAAAACAUGCAGGAGGGAGCUAUUCCCAAACCACUCGCGCAGGGCGAUGUUAUGGUCUCUUUCUGCCAAGCCACCUACGUGGACAACCAGAAGAACACGCUUGUGGAACCCGAGGGCACGUUUGUCGAGCCCUACGCUGAGGUCAUGGACUAUGCCGUGAUCACCCUCCUCCUGAUGUUCGGAUGGUGUGUGGUUCGGAAUGCACUGAGCUGUUCUUGCUCCGGCCGAAACCAUACGGCCGUGACCGAUGCGGUCGUGCAAACCGAUCCCAUGCCCAUGGAUCCCGUGAUCACCACCCUGGAAAUGAACUUGGAAGAAGCCAACAGCAGCAACGAGCACCUCAUGGGUCAGAACUUUCGGAUGCAGACGCUACUCCGUGAGCUACAACAACGCGAAGUGCAGCCCACAGGCCCCAUUGUGCUCUCCCGCUACGGCAGUGUUUGGCAUGUGAACCGUGAGUGCCGACACCUCCGUGGUGUGAAUGUAGAGGUCCGCCGUGCGUGCAGGACCUGUGUGCCUCAGCCGACCGGCUGA
Messenger RNA from Effrenium voratum, 5019 nucleotides. The record is from the annotation of a GenBank genome assembly. Lineage: Eukaryota; Dinophyceae; Suessiales; Symbiodiniaceae.